AUGGCGGACUGGAUUACACCGCCUGAUCCCGAGAGGGAAUACAACUUGAUAUCUCAACUUGAACUCCGGAUCGCUUCAGCAUCCACAGACGAAAAGUUCGAGUCAAUAAUACAGAAGUUUCUUCCGGCGCUUCUACUCAAACUAGCAACAUCUGUUCCCAAGAAUCGAGAACUAGCCACCAAAGUCUGCACCUAUGUCUACCAGCGUGUCAAGAUCGGUUCCGAGAUCCAGGUGCCGAUCCCUGCGGUGGUCAAGACUUACUCGGAGGCAAAGAUUGCUGGUGUGGUACAGUUCAGCCUCCUCUUCCUCACGCUGGGUUUGCCACGGCUAAAAGACGAGCAAGCUGUUGAAGCGCUUUCAUCUGUUUUGCAGUCGGUCGUGCCCAAUCAGGAGGUCGUUGACAGUGCCCAGCUCAAGCCGUGGGCUCUUGUAUUUGACUUUCUGCUGGAUGUGCUUCGCCGCUGGAGAGUACCGGAACGAGGCAGCAAGGAAGAGCAGGCCUUGAAGGAGAAAUUUGCACUCACGCCGGUGCAGACAAACCAUCUUGCUUCGAGGUUGGGCGAUUGGGUCCUGCAUGAUCCCAAAAACCCAUCCAACCCGGGUAGUGUUGAGUUUCAAUCGGUCUACGACAAGAACUACAAACGACGGGCAGAGACGAUUCCUCCGCUGGGGAAGUUCCUCUUCACUUCAAUUUUCGACGAUCGCCAGCGGUUCAUUCCUGCCGUCAUCAUGUCCGUUGACGCCAAUGCGUCUGCCGUCAGCAUGAGCGACGUCAUGUUCAAGCAGUGCCACUUUGAUCUCGAAGAUGACCAGAACGUGACCGCACUCUUCGGACUUUAUAGUGGUGGUCCAACGAAGGUACGCACUCGGAUCCUGACGCUGCUUUCGCGAAGCCAGAGAGCUGCAUCACACCCCGACAAAUUUAUGGAGCUUGUACGGCAGGAACUUGACUCGGGAAGUCUCGGCCAUGGACCGACGCCGAGCGCUCUGGAGAAGUCUAAGCUACACGCAGCCCUGUUUUCUUACCUCAUGUGGGUAGUACGAGUUGGUCCGAACCUCGGAAACGUCAGUACCGAAAUACAGGAUCUUAUGAAAGCUUACAUCGAUUCUCAAGGCUGGCCAGAAAUGAACGAUCGUUCGUCUGCGAUCGAAUUCGAGCUACGGGGCAAGGCAUACGAGAGCAUUGGCCUGCUGGGUGUCAAACAGGAUGACCAGCGGGAUGAGGCAGCGAAUGAGCGUAUGCUUGACCUCAUUGCGUGGCUUUUUGCCAGCUUGGGUUCCGAUACGACUGCUGGCAUCAAAAGCAGCAUCGAAGAAGCGAUCGGGCGCAUCAUGAACACGGUGGUUGAUUUAGAUGAGUCAACUCUAUCCCGAUUCAAGAACCUUCUUCUAUGGAACAUGCUAGCGCAACCUGGAGAGGCAGAGCCCACGUUCUCGUUUCCGCUUGUCAACAGUACCAAAUACCCUGCCGUACGAUUCGCAAACAAGUGCUUGCCUUUCAGCGAUGUCGACGCACGGUUUAUCGAUGUCCUGGCUCUUGAUACCUCGGACAGGCGCGAAGUCGCUGAAGAAGGCCUGAGGGGUCUCGACCCUUAUUGGCAUGCCUCGAGCUCGCGGCUAUCUGGUGGUCUCCCGGGAGAUCAUAAAUUGACAAUGCCUCGUUUCGAGAACGUCGUCAAGCGUUUCUUUGAGGGCUCUCCGGAAGAGAAGAAGCUCUAUGAAAGCACCACCAAGCUUGCAUCCGCGGUCAGAUUUUGCCGUAACAUCCUAGUGUGCAACACGCUCGAAACUACGACGACGCAUCGACCUGAAGAUUCGACUGACUGGCAACAAAGCAUCGAUGCCCUUGUUAACAACGACAAAGAGGUACGAGAGAAGAUCAAGCUGCAUCUGCGCGACGUCAACACAGAUGCACUAAUAACAUUCCUCAAAAUGGCCCUUCUCGGCGCCUCUCGGGAGUCUGGCGAAUGUCUUGAGGUGUCGCUCGAGGUGUUAUCACUCGCUCCAAACGGUACACUGGACGUUGUACGCGACUCGGCCUUGGCCGCUUCUUCCAGUGUCGUUUCGAAGCCGGGACUACAGCUUCGAGCCGCCCGCAUCUUCGGUAUCGUUUCGUCGGCCGAUGACGGCGCCGCCACUCUUGCCAACGCAGAAUUAGAGCAGGUACAAGGCUGGAAAGCGGCUGUCGGAGAGCAAGCAAACAGAUGUCAAGGACAACUUUUGCGUGUCUGCUUCUGUCUGACACGGAGUCUACUCAGGCGACGAAUGGACAACGACAACCCGGUUUUACAAGCCUUGACACGGCUCGUUUGCGAUAUCAUCAAAUCCACUUCGGACAAGUCCAUUAAGGAUACCGCCUAUAGGAGUCUACGCCAGGUUGCCUUGUGCACGCCACCAUCAUUGGGACCGCCUACGAGUGACGAUUUACUAAAUCCCUUGAUAGCAGACGCUAAGAAGGAGAGCGAAAUCGCCGUCGCUGCUCUCGGCCCGCUUCUCGGUGUCAUACAUGCACGUGGACCGGCCUCGGAAUUCGACAGUGUCUUCUCACGUGUCCUUGCUCUCCAUGAGGUCAAGCGAGCAGAAUUCCACUUUGCACUAGGCGAGGCUCUGGCGGUUGCCGGCGCUGGAUGGCGGUCGUCUUCUACCAUGACCGAAUUUGACGUCGAUGCAGAACUUCCAGAUUGGGGAUACAGCGGAGACCUGAUGAUUAACAUCGUUGAUAAAGUCCUCGAGAAUUCCAAGACUACUAAACCGGCCCUGAAAAAAGCAACGGCCAUAUGGUUAUUGUGCCUCAUUCAAUACUGCGGCGAUUCAUCGCCUGUCCUCUCCAGAUUACGAGAGUGCCAAGCGACGUUUACCAAGCUCCUCAAUGACCGGGACGAAAUCGUUCAAGAAACAGGCUCUAGAGGCUUGAGUCUGGUGUACGAGCGCGGCGACAAGGCACUUCGGGAAGACCUAGUCAGAGACCUGGUGCAGAGCUUCACGGGCAGCAACGCCAAAAUGUCUGGGACCGUGAACGAGGACACGCAGCUGUUCGAAGCGGGUGCUCUGCCAACCGAGAAAGGCGAAUCGGUAACAACAUACAAAGACAUUGUUCGCCUUGCCACCGAAAUGGGAGAUCCCAGCUUGGUGUACAAGUUCAUGAACUUGGCAUCGAGCAAUGCCAUCUGGUCCAGUCGUUCAGCAUUCGGCAGGUUUGGGUUGGGUAAUAUCUUGGCCGACUCGGCUUACCUGGCUGAGAACAAGAAGUUCUACCCUAAGCUGUUCCGAUACCGAUUUGACCCCAACCCAAACGUACAACGCUCAAUGAACGAGAUCUGGCGGGCACUAGUCAAAGACCCCAGCGCAGUUAUCAACAGCAAUUUCGACCUGAUUAUGGAAGAUCUGCUCAAGAGCAUCGUGUCCGGCAAAGAGUGGCGGGCACGUGAAGCAAGUUGUGCUGCCAUCUCAGACCUCGUGCAGGGUCGGGAUGUAGACAUGUUCGAGAAGUAUCUUGACGAGAUCUGGAAAGUAGCUUUCAAAGUCCUGGAUGAUGUGAAGGAGACGGUCCGCGUGGCAGCGAUAAAAUUGUGCAGAACUCUGACGAGCAUGCUGAUCAGAAAUCUCGAGAUCGGCGACGGCAACACGAAGCGUUCCGCCACGAUGCUCAGCCAUGCUAUGCCGUUUUUGAUACAGCAGAUGGAAGGGGGCUCCGGCCAAGAUGUCCAACAGUACGCUAUCGCCACUCUUUUGGAGAUUGUGAAAAAGAGUCCUCCCAAAGCUCUUCGUCCCUACGCCCCACAGGUUCUGGAGACGUUUAUCGUCUCGCUCAGCUCCCUGGAGCAUGAAAGCAUCAAUUACCUGCAUCUCAAUGCCGACAAGUAUGGCUUGACCACGGAGAAAUUAGACAAGAUGCGUGUCUCGAGCAUCAACGCGUCACCAGUGACGGAAGCCAUUGAACAGUGUUUGGAGAGCAUCACAAUGCAAACAGACACUCCUGUCGCUGGAGAGCCAGAUGGGAUGGAAGGAGUCGUGUCAACAUCGAAGCCGUCGACCCCGAGCCAGUCACCAAUGGAUGAUGCUAUGCAGAGACUUGCCGGCGCAUACCGAGCUGCUAUCGGGCUACCAUCGAAGGUGGGUUUGAGCAGGGUCAUGAUCACCCUUGUCGUCCGUCAUCCGACUGCGUUCCGACCGUACGUCGACAGGUUUGUUCAGCUAACACGAAAACACGUCCUCGACCGCAAUGCCACCAUUAGUGUGGCGUUUAGCACUUCCCUGGGAUAUCUGAUAAGGUUGGCCUCCGAUAAAGAGAUCCAAGCCACCAGCGAAUACGCACGAAAACUGUACUUCGAGUCCCAAGAACUGGUCCACCGCUCUGUGGCGGGUGAAAUCGUCCAGGCCAUUUCGAAAGCGUCCAACGACGUCUUUAUGAAGUCGGCAUCACUCUUUCUCCCCUUUGCAUUUAUUGGACGCCAGGACACCGAUAACGAGGUAAAAGAAAGAUUUGACAUUCCAUGGAAGGAGAAUGUCGGCGGGCCCCGCUCGAUCAACCUCUAUCUCACCGAGAUCGUGAGCCUCGUCUCCGCACAUAUCAAGUCCACCCUAUGGCCCAUCAAACAUGCCUGUUGUUUCGCUGUGGCCGAUAUGGUGUCAUCAAUGGAUUCCAGUGAGAAGUACUCCGAGAGUGCUGCGAGACUUAUCUGGAAGGUGGUUCAAGAGGCCCUCGACGGCAAGACCUGGGCCGGAAAGGAGGAAAUCAUCAAGACAUACCCAAAGUUCGUGGAGCAAGCGCAAUGCAUAUGGAGUGACAAGAGUGUCAGUCAACAGAUGAGGAAGAUUGCUGUGCGAGAGGCCAAACGCACUAACGUUUCGUAUCGACCCCAUGCCAUCGAGUCGCUUGGCGAAUUCGCGCUCGUCCGAAAAGACCUGGAUCUGUCUCAGGACAUAGUGCCAUACCUGGCCGACAUACUGGAUGAGCUAACAGAUAAGGAUGCGAUGGAAGUUGACGAGACUAGCGGCAAGACCUUCGAAAACAAAACCGUGGCCGAGGCCAAUGUCAACGCCAUCGUUUCGUGCCUGUUCAGAAUACUUGCAUCACACCCAAAUGUCGACGUUCUGGAACAAGUUGCCGAAAUUGUGAAAAAAGCUCAGGCCAUGAAAACUUAUGUUGUUGAUCUGGCGGUGUACGAAAACGCAACCGUUUUCGUCAAGAAAUGGCCGGUCAAUCAGAAGAUUGAUAGUGUUGAUGUUGAAAUGAAAGGUGCAGAAAGGGAAAAUGCAAAUGGCGCAUUAGCGUUGACUCGAGCCGGAACCGCUGCUGGUGAAGACCAACCCGGCGGUCCCCGGGAAGACUAUGAGCGAUUUGAGCCACUUGUACUGGCGGUCAUCGCCGGCGAGAAUGACGAUCGCCAAGGCUCCCAGCCAGAAAACGUGCGAAGGCAGCGUGUGGCUUUGGCGGUGGCUCUAGCUGAAAGAGGCACCCGAGUAUCCGCACCGUUAGCGGCGAUCCUCGGCAACUGGGCGCGUACCGAACGGUCUAGACUUUUAUGUCAAGACAUCGAACGUGCCCAACUUCUCCUCCAAAGAACCCGCUAA
Exophiala spinifera is the source of this 5574-nucleotide messenger RNA. RefSeq lists its product as uncharacterized. The transcript has 2 exons. Gene Ontology annotation, biological process: proteasome assembly. Gene Ontology annotation, molecular function: molecular adaptor activity. The record is from RefSeq and is a predicted model, not a curated record. Gene Ontology annotation, cellular component: cytoplasm; nucleus. Lineage: Eukaryota; Fungi; Ascomycota; Eurotiomycetes; Chaetothyriales; Herpotrichiellaceae. Bases 1 to 5574 code for a protein of 1857 amino acids.